AUGGCCUCACCCAGACGUGUUGGGCUCGGACUGAGCACAAACCAGGCCUACGUCCCCGAACACGCCCUGUCCACAGCACCGGCAUCACCUGUCGACGACCAGGCUGGUGACGUCGUGCUGCCCAUGAAGGAGAACGUGACCACAGCUGAGAUGCUACCACCGCCAUUGAACAGUACCGUCAGCUCGCUACAAUACGAAGACGCCAUCCAGGAGACCAUCGUCACCACUAUCACCCGUACACGCACUUUACUACCACCGAUACUCACGCGUCCACCCGUCGAUCUUGCCGACCGUGACGCGAGACAAUAUGUCCUUGCUCAUGCACCCACGCCAGCACAUCUCAGAAGCGUCAAGAUUGAGCAGGAUGGACGAGUGGUCACGCUCGAGGAGGCAGCGGACCCCGCGGCUAAGGUGCGGGCGUACCAGGAGAAGCAGAGGAGGAUAAGAGAGCAUGGUGGCACUAUACGUGAAGCAGCAAGACGGGAUCGAGACUUUGACACUCCACUACGGCCAGCGCAGGCACAGAAUCGGCGAGUGCAGAGCGUGAGGGAAGGCAACGGCUUGAAGCGAAGUGCUACUCCCGUGACCGUUCAAGAUACUGCGGAACUCGGCAGUUACGAGCGGAAGAUCAAGAAGCCACGCUCCUCGCUGCAGAGAACGCAGUCAUCUAUGGGCGAGCACCAGUAUCUCAAUCAGCGAACCUCUGCGGGAACAUUUCAGCUGCCGACCAACUUCUUUUCGGCUUCACAUGGCGAGAGCUCUUCAACAGCACCUGCCACCAGGGAUGAAGACUCAAGAAGUCGACUGCGGAGGUCAGCCAUGUCGCGUGAGGACAUAGACGAAGGCGAAGAAGACGUACAAAUGGCGGACGAGGAUGCCGAAGAUGCCGAAGACGAUUCCCAGCUUGGCCCACCUAUGUACGGCAUGCAUAAGAAGAAACAGAAGCAACGUGAAUUCGAUGCCGUUUCGGGUGCUAGCAGGCUAUCCGGUACUUCGACACCUCCCACCGCAGAAGACGACGAGGUGGAAACAGGUCCACAACCUCACCAUCCUGAACGUCAACGUCCUCAACUACAAAAUAUCUUGACUAGCUCGCAGCAAGACGCCAGCCUGCCUAGUCCAAGCUUGUCGCCGAUAACAGCGGCGGCCAAUGCUGCUCGUGCACGUAACCAGUUCGAGGAGUCCUUUGCUAGCCACAAUGAUCUGGAAAAUGUCAGUGUCGUGUCGAAUCUGGACCUGGAUGAUGAGCGAAGGGCGGCUUUCACGGCUAACAGCCACAUGUCUGCACCCAACGGUAUGCAGCCACCACACGCUGCAGCUUCAGCACAGAGUCUGUCGGUCCGCGAUAUACCCAAAGUGGUCGAGUUCUUCGACAGUAUGCCCGACCAGCUGAAGACUUAUAUGAUGUACCAACUGCUUCGUCGUUGCGCGAAGCCUACUUUGCAGAUGGUCGCUGGUGUUGUCAACCCUGCGCUGAAGAGUGACCCAUUCUCUGUGCUGCCAAAGGAGCUGGUUCUCAACAUCACCCGCUUGCUCGAUGCGCAAAGCAUGUGCAGCGCAGCUCAAGUCUCACGAAAGUGGCGUAAGACGGUCAACGAAGAUGAGACAGCCUGGAAAGAUCUCCUCGACCGUGACGGAUACGUGCUGCCAAAAGACGAGCUCCGGAGAGCUGUAGAACAAGGCUGGGGCUGGCAGCAGCCUGGCGAGUUUGGUGCCGAAGAAGAUAUUCGCGAAUCGUCACGAACACAGACCCUCAGCGACGAUGAAGAGACUGCCUCUUCUAGCCGCUCCAAGAGAAAGCUGUCCGUGAAGAAAUCCAGAUCCCACCGCUCCAAGCCUCAGGCCGUCGAGCUAUGGCGUAGGAAGUUCAGAAAUGCUCAAGGUCCCGAAGGCUACGCGAACGCCGCCAUCGAAGCUCUACCACACCCCAGCGCAGGCCUCCCUUCGCUUCAAACCAUGCAUCUUUUCAAAUCACUAUAUCAACGUCAUUAUCUCAUUCGCAAAGCAUGGAUGAUGGAAGAAUCCCAGCCCCAGCACUUGGCCUUCAGAGCGCAUCAUCGUCAUGUGGUUACGUGCCUCUUGUUCGACAGUGACAAGAUCUUGACUGGGAGCGACGAUACGAAGAUAUGUGUCUACGAUACGAAGACCGGUGCGCUCCGAAGCAGGCUCGAAGGCCAUGAAGGUGGUGUCUGGGCACUACAGUAUGUUGGUGAUACGCUUGUCUCUGGCUCGACCGAUCGCAGUGUCAGAGUCUGGGAUAUCAAAAGCGGGAAGUGUUCGCAUGUCUUUCAGGGUCAUACGUCUACUGUGAGGUGUUUGGUCAUCUUGCAGCCUACGCAGGUUGAUACGGAUGCUGAUGGGAGGCCGAUUAUGAUGCCUACUGAGCCUCUUAUCAUCACUGGCUCUCGCGACUCGACACUUCGCGUGUGGAAGCUGCCCAAGCCAGGCGAUCCAAAAGUCACCCAUCACGCACCUCCCACCAACGAUCGAGACAACCCCUACUUCCUGCGCUGCCUCUCAGGCCACCAUAACUCGGUGCGUGCGAUAGCGGCCCACGGCGACCGUCUCGUCUCCGGAUCCUACGACUGCACGGUUCGGGUCUGGAAAAUCUCCAACGGCGACCUAAUCCACCGCCUCCAAGGCCACACCCAAAAAGUCUACUCCGUCGUCCUCGACCACGCCCGCGACCGCUGCAUCUCCGGCUCCAUGGACAACCUGGUCAAAGUCUGGGACCUGCAGACCGGCACCUGCCUCUUCAACCUCGAAGGCCAUACCUCUCUCGUCGGCCUCCUAGACCUCAGCCACGACCGCCUCGUAAGCGCAGCCGCAGACAGCACGCUCCGGAUCUGGGAUCCCGAGACGGGCGCCUGCAAAGCCACACUCUCGGCCCACACAGGCGCCAUCACCUGUUUCCAGCACGACGGCCAAAAAGUCAUUUCCGGCAGCGAUAGGACGCUUAAGAUGUGGAAUGCUCGGUCGGGCGACUGCGUGCGCGACCUCCUGACGGAACUUAGUGGGGUCUGGCAGGUGCGGUUCGAUGAGCGCCGGUGUGUGGCGGCGGUGCAGAGGAACAAUUAUACUUAUAUUGAGGUUUUGGACUUUGGGGCUUCGCGGGAUGGCGUGCCGAGGGAGGCGUUGGGGCGGAGGGUCUUUGUCGAUUCCAGGGGACGGGAGACGGUGGAGAUUGAUGCUGCGGCUGCGGUUGCUGCAGCUCAGGCGGAUGGGGUUGGUGAUGCUGCCGCCGCUUAG
Molecule: messenger RNA, 3249 nt
Organism: Recurvomyces mirabilis
Lineage: Eukaryota; Fungi; Ascomycota; Dothideomycetes; Mycosphaerellales; Teratosphaeriaceae
Gene: CDC4
Product: SCF ubiquitin ligase complex subunit cdc4
Exons: 1
Coding region: 1-3249 (1082 amino acids)
Molecular function (GO): protein binding
Source: RefSeq, a predicted model, not a curated record